Molecule: messenger RNA, 753 nt
Organism: Monosiga brevicollis MX1
Lineage: Eukaryota; Choanoflagellata; Craspedida; Salpingoecidae
Exons: 3
Coding region: 1-753 (250 amino acids)
Molecular function (GO): 2-oxoglutarate-dependent dioxygenase activity
Source: RefSeq, a predicted model, not a curated record
AUGGCGUCCAAUUCCGCGGACCCUUCCCCGCGCUCAUGGUCGGCUCCCUCACCAGCAGCCAAUGGCCCUGCGCCGGUCGAGCCGGACCUUGAGCGCGAGAUCUGUGCAGCCUUUCCGUCCCCCGUCCCCGUGACCUUUCCCUUUCGGACACGCGAGCUUCCCCGUAUUUCCGCCGAUGACCAAGACAAGUUGAUGCGCCAUAUGCAGGCCGGUCGCCCCGUCGUCAUCACCAACUCAUCCCUUUGUGCCCCAGCCGCACGCUGGGACCUGGCGUACCUGGGCAAGCACAUGGGUAGCGGGCCCUGCCACGUGUACACGGGGCCCAGUCCGACUUUCAGGGACUUUGACCCUGCAAAGAAUCAAGGCGGGUACCACUUUGAUACCCCCAUCACCUCUUCCCAACGCACUUUUGCGCGAUUCAUCGAUAUGCUCCGCAAAGCCGGCGGCCAGAACAAGUUUCACUAUCUUCAGCAGGCCUUGAAUGACACAGUUGGGGCUCGCCUGGUUCAAGAUUACCUCGGUUUUGACUGGGAGUGGCUCAGGUCCAUCGUGGUAGCUCUCAAGUGGGGCGCACUCAACUCCAACACGCUCUUUGUUGGACCCCCCGGUGUGCACACCCCCAUGCACUACGAUGAAUACCAAAAUCUCUUUGCUCAGUUGCAAGGAUCCAAGCAAUGCACUCUGGUUCCGCCUUCCCAGUUUGAGGCCAUGCGCGCAUACCGGUUUGUCCCCUCUGCUUAUCGGCUUCUUUGA